UGAUAUUGUGGAUGGAGGAUUGAUGUUGACAUUUGUCAGAAUAAUUGUUGUUAACUCAAACAUUCAUCUUUUAUAAUGGUAACAAAGUGUUGCAAAGAUGAUAAUGACCAUACACUCAAGUAUUGUCGUCCAUAGACUGAAAUACACUCGGGAGCGGCAAGUAUUCUGGUAGAGGUGGUUCGUUUUCGUUUUUACGGUCCAAACGGUUGGACCAGUUGGACCGGUGUUGUUCGUUUAUGAAAUAGAGACGGAUCUGAUGAUUUUAUAUUGUUUUCAGACGCGCCUUGAAAAAGACUUCCAAUGCCCGUAUUAACAUUUUCAGGCCAGUCAAGAUGUAUGUUCGAAAUAGUACAUUGGAAAAAUGACGAACCGGUUUGUUCGGAUAAACGAACAGGCCCCUGUUCUUGAAUAUUGUCUACUGAUAACGUGCCCUCCACCCCCUCACUAUGAUAUCCAAAGAAAAAAACCCGAAAUGUGUUGCUGUCUUUGUUAAUAGGCUUAAUGUGAAUGCCAUAUCACCAGUUCUUCUUUCUAUUUUCUACAGUCAUAUUCACACCGGCAAGAACAUUCUAAAAAUAGUAUUAGGUCUUGAUCUGAUUUUUUACAUGUAUGCAUUUAUCAAGUCAUGACAAGGAAAUAUUUAACAGACGUGUAAAGUAUCUACCCACCUUAUACCAGUAACUAUAUCAAUAUAUCUUUGCUAUGAUUGCAAUUAAAUAAGUCCAUGAGUUAUUGCUGCAAAAUCCCUUCUGUAUAUAAUUUAUAUUGCUUUAAACAGAGUCGUGUAAAUAUAUCAGGUAUAUCUGAUACAUGUCUGCUUUAAAAUAAAUUGUGAUAUAUAUUAACUCAGAUUCAAUUUGUAAUAAACAUAAAAAGUGUAAGUUGUAAUAGAUUAAGGAUCAUGUUAUCUGACUAGACAAUUUUCAAUGAUAAUCAUAUGUUGUAUUAAAUGUGGGACGAUUCAUUAAAGUGUUGCAGAUUUUUAACAAUACAAUUUCUCUUUGUAUUGUUUGAAAUAAUGUGAAAAACAUAUUCUGUUUGUUUUUUGACAUGUUAGUAGAAACAUGGUUUGUUUUGUCUGGUUAUGUUUUGCUAAUUGAAAAAAAAAAAACCAGAUUUUAACAAAUCAUUCUUUUCUUUUUAUUUUAAAGGAUAAACUUGAAAAAAGAGUGUAAGAAAAGGAAAUCAUAUACAAAGUAAAGAAAGACUGCAGACGAAUAGUGCUUAGAUAUAGACUGAGUAACAGAGAGGAAACACCAAAAUGGCGGACAUCACCGGUACCAAUGAUAAUGAUCUGGUAGGAAAUUCAAAUCUAACCAGUUCUAUGGAUUCACUCUCGUGUGAUCAAACGAAGAGUGGAGGAGAGGAGGAAGAUCGGAGAAAAGACCGACAUAGUACAAGUUCUGAUGUGACCCUGGAGGGAGGGAGUAACAGUGAAAGUGUCAGCACACUGGAGCUAUGUGAUAGUGGUGACCAGCCUGACAAACACUCUGGUGACUCGGAAUCUAAUGUUGCCCGACCCGAUAGCCUGUGUUUACCAAGGCCACUGCAGCAGUAUGAGCGGAAGAGAAGUAAAAGUGAUGGACAAAAUCAACUGGCCUCCUAUAUUAAUAACAGUACCAAUGUAAUAACAGAGUGGAGAAGUUGUAGGUCAGCAAGUACAACAGAGGAAAUUACGGGGAAAAAAGAUCCGGAAUUCGAAAAUAUCGAAGAGACAUUGCUUUCUAAGAGUAUGCCACAAGGAACCAUAGUAAGAAAAGGAGAAAUGAUUGAGUUUAUUGCUGAUGAUUUACAAGAGAAAAUAAGGAGGAGUAGUCCCUUAACCAAGACAGAUUCCAGUGGUUUGAGUAGUAGAACCUCCAGCCUUAGAAGUAUAUCCAGUGUCAACAGCAUGUCCAGUUCCUCGUCUGCCAUGGCCACAAGCAGUCUAAUGCAACAAAGCCCUGAUGACAUUCCUCCAAUCGAUGCCAGCGCUAUAAUGGAGCUGGAGGCACAUGCCAGACGAGUGGCUGAUAGUGUGGAUCUCAUGAUGGGCAACCUCAGGUCUAACUUACACAAGAUGUCUGCCAUAACCGUAGGCUGUCUGGAUGCAUAUAAGACCUCGGUUGAUGUUACCUGUGAUUCUGUAGACAGCAGUAUUAAGGCAAUGUAUGCCCUGAUGGCCAAGUGUGAGGAGCUGAAUAACAACAUGGGGCCUGUGUACCGACUAGGGGACCAAAUUAAGGAAAUCAAGAGGCUACUGGAUAGGUUUGAGUCCCAGCUGACAGACAACACAUCCUGACGUCACUUCCCACUUUAGGAAACAAAUGGUCUUCUCUCACAACCCAUGUGUCAGACAGUAGAAGUGUCCUGAAGAGAAUUCAGACAGUGAUGAUGGCCCACCAAUUAUGUGCAAUAUCUACAUUUAUUCCAUACUGACAAUUUGUGUUGUAGUCAUAUGUCAAUUUUCUUUUUCAAAUUGGAUAGUCAAUUUUCUAUAUUUACAUGCAUUUGCUCCGCAUUUCCCCAUUGACACAAUGCUAAGAGCCAGUUGCCACCAUACGCCUAUAACACCCAGUGCAUCA
Molecule: messenger RNA, 2564 nt
Organism: Pecten maximus
Lineage: Eukaryota; Metazoa; Mollusca; Bivalvia; Pectinida; Pectinidae
Exons: 5
Coding region: 1262-2281 (339 amino acids)
Biological process (GO): lysosome localization
Cellular component (GO): BORC complex
Source: RefSeq, a predicted model, not a curated record